AUGAAAAUCAAGCUGUACAAACGCGUCUGGAUCACCAUAGCUGACCCAGCUCUAGCACACAAGGUUCUCACCACGCAUGGAGCACAAGCAUCCUACAGACCGCACAUGAACUUUUCCUAUAGGCUGUUUAGUGGAGGAGGAAAUAAUAUAGGAUUCGGACAACCAGGCGAGAUUUGGAAUAGAAACAGAGCUGCAGGAGGUGCUGAUUUGGUGCAGAGAUUAUUGGACUAUGCUGAGCGCGAUGGCACUGUGGAUCCCCUCAACCAUCUAAAACUCAACUACUUGAACUGUAUUUUCGGUAAAUGUUUUGGUAGAACCUUCAAAAGCAUCGAAGACGAAGAGUUUCUAGUGAUUACAGGCAUGGUGGAGGAUACCAUGAAAUUUUUGGCCGUGGAAGCAGAUCUCACCAACUACUUUCCCUUCCUUGAAAGCUUUGAUUUUUUGAAUGGCGGCAUUGUCAACAAGAUGCGAGAGCUCAUGAACAAGCGACAUCCUCUUUUCAUGCAGUAUGUUAAGGAAAUAGAAUCAAAAGAGGGACAUAACUUUGUCAAGGCGUUAAAUGAAGGCGAAUUUAACUUUAGCGACGACGACAAAGUCUUAUUCCUGUUUGAAAUGGUUGUAGCAGGCUCUGACAACCUUGCAAUCACAACGGAGGUGAUGCGAUGGAGAUCAGCUACAUUCUUUGGUAUCAGCCACAGUGUGAUUGAAGACUUGGUUGUGGAUGGCUAUCUGUUCCCCAAGGAUUCCAUCAUCAAUGUUACUAUGAUAAGUGUGCAUAUGGACUCUCAUUUUUACAAGAACCCCGAGGAGUUCAGUCCAGAGAGAUAUCUGCCAAAUGUCAAAUCGCUACAUGCUGCAGCAAGUGGCAAGUUUGAAGAGCGUGAUACCUUUGUAUUUGGAUUUGGAAGAAGACUCUGUCCCCGGCAUACAUUUAAUAAGUGCUAUUAG
Mucor velutinosus is the source of this 948-nucleotide messenger RNA. RefSeq lists its product as uncharacterized. The coding region runs from base 1 to 948 and encodes 315 amino acids. NCBI's taxonomy places the organism in Eukaryota, Fungi, Mucoromycota, Mucoromycetes, Mucorales, Mucoraceae. The transcript is spliced from 6 exons. Gene Ontology annotation, molecular function: heme binding; iron ion binding; oxidoreductase activity, acting on paired donors, with incorporation or reduction of molecular oxygen. The record is from RefSeq and is a predicted model, not a curated record.